This is a messenger RNA of Symbiodinium sp. CCMP2456, 495 nucleotides long. The record is from the annotation of a GenBank genome assembly. NCBI's taxonomy places the organism in Eukaryota, Dinophyceae, Suessiales, Symbiodiniaceae.
AUGGAGAUCCUCUCUGACGACGAGGAGUCUCCUGCUGCAGAACCUGUUUCAUCUUCGCUGCUUGCUGUGCCGCUGGUGGAGGGCUCUGCCUCUGCCGAGGUGUUGGACUCGGAUGACGAGCCGGCCUUGACGCCUGAGGUUGCGAAGUUACCAUCAACACACGGCCGCUCGGAGAUGCCAUCGACCGAGGUGAAACCUGCAGCUGGGACGCCUGGUGCCCCAAAUCUUGCAGUGAGGCCUUUUGGGAUCAAGAUGGCCUGCUCCUCGAGGCCGCGCGAUUCGGAAUCGGUGCAUGCGGCUGCUGUCAAGGAGCCAUCCUCCAACAUAAAGGGGACUCCAAAGGCGGCGGUGCAGCCACGCGCUGUGGAGGACUCCGACAAUGUGCAGGAGAAUUGCGAAGCACACAGCCGAGUGGAGGCACCGGAGCAGUCAGCAUCGUUGCACAAGGUGUUGGCAGAGGUCGCUUCACUGCGAGCCGCUCUUUGUCAGUCGGAG